Saccostrea cuccullata (small rock oyster) is the source of this 2162-nucleotide messenger RNA. RefSeq names its product cephalotocin receptor 1-like. Gene Ontology annotation, biological process: cellular response to hormone stimulus; G protein-coupled receptor signaling pathway. Gene Ontology annotation, cellular component: plasma membrane. Lineage: Eukaryota; Metazoa; Mollusca; Bivalvia; Ostreida; Ostreidae. Gene Ontology annotation, molecular function: peptide binding; vasopressin receptor activity. The transcript is spliced from 2 exons. Bases 170 to 1324 code for a protein of 384 amino acids. The record is from RefSeq and is a predicted model, not a curated record.
CAGAAGCUUUCUCUGGAAUCAGAUGUCAAGGUUUAAUUCCAUUGAAUGGACAGCAAAUUGACCUAUGGAUAUAUACUAUGCUAUCUCUUAUCAAUUAGAUUUCCUAUGUUCUUCAUAACGAUUCUGGGUGGUAAUUCUAUAAUCCUGUGGAUUUACCAUUUUAAUUAAAAUGAAUGACAAACUUCCUUUGUUUAAUAAAUCGUAUGGAAAUAAUGUCAGCUCUAAAUGUUUCGUCACAGCACAGUUUGCAAGAUCAGAUGCAACUAAUCAGUCGGUUAAUCUAAACAGAGAUGAAACGUUGGCCCAGGCUGAAAUUUCUGUUCAAGUUGUGAUUUUCGUGCUGGCUGUUUUCGGAAAUGCAACUGUUUUAGCAGUUUUGUUGCCAAGAAAAAAAUCCAGGAUGUAUUUGUUUAUGAUGCAUUUAAGUUUAGCAGAUCUUUUUGUUGCCUUUUUCAAUGUUUUACCACAGCUCAUUUGGGAUAUUACUUACGUUUUCAUUGGAAACGAUAUUUUAUGCCGGUUUGUGAAAUACUUACAAAUCGUCGUCAUCUAUGCUUCAUCGUACGUAAUGUUAAUGUCGGCCAUAGAUAGGUAUAUUGCAAUUUGCCAUCCAUUUUUCAGUCAUAAAAUUCGUUCAGGAAGAGUCCAUUUGAUGGUCUUUAUAGCUUGGAGCUUAUCUCUCAUUCUUCCAGUUCCACAACUUUUUAUAUUUUCUUACAAAAUACGAGAAGAUGGACAAUAUGACUGCUGGGCUACGUUUGAUCCAGCUUGGACGCUGCAACUUUACAUCACUUAUUUUACAUUCAGCGUAUACGUUGUGCCGAUGAUUAUUUUAACUUUUUGUUACGGUCGAAUUUGUUUCGUUGUCAUCAAAAGGAGCCGUAGGAAUGAGCAGCUGGCCCUCAGCAGAAGAAUAUCUAGUUCUUCUAUUUAUCAUGACAAUACUCAAUACAGGAAUAUGCAGACUGUAAAGUUUUGUGUAAAAGUAGAAACAUGUCGACCCAAUGGUAUUUCUAGAGCUAAGAUUAAGACGGUGAGGUUAACCCUAGCUGUGGUAAUGUGUUACUUUAUCUGCUGGACCCCCUUCUUCCUGUUUCAACUCUGGGCUGCCUAUGAUCCUUCAGCUCCAUAUACAAGUACUGCAUUUGUCAUCAUUUUGUUGUUAGCCAGCUUGAACAGUUGUACAAAUCCCUGGAUCUACCUAGCGUUCAGUGAUGGCUUCAUGGACAGAUUACGGCGCUGGAGGACAGGUCAACCGCCCGUCUCUCACUGUGUCCUCAGCGGAUUUCCUAACCAAACAACAACAGACGGGGCUUUCCUAUAAGGCACAAGACAUUCACCCGGAGACAGUUUUUUAAAAUUAAGAGAAAUAUAUAUUUAAAAAAAAUUAACAUGAUUAGUAAUACUAAUUUUUUUUUAAAUAAAAAAACCCAAUCACUUUAGUGGAUUGUUAAUUAUGUUUAGACAAUUUCUUUUGCUUAACAGCCUGUAUUGAUCUUAUAUAUCAAAUGUUCCCUGCAAUGACUUUCAGCGAAUCAAGGUUGCUACAGAUACCUACUCGUGCUUUUGUAAUUCAAUAUUGAAACUUUUUUCCUAUGAAAGAUAUAUAAAUCUUUACAAGUAAACUGAUCUACACUUCUUUCAUAAUAUCAUUUAAUUGUUGAGUAUUUUAUGGGAAUUAUUCCCCAUAACGACGAGAUUGAAUCUUUGAAAACUUGAAAAGAUCCAGCCUGUUACAUUGUUUUGACCUUUACAAUAAAAACAACAUAAUCAUUAGGUCGCAAUAUGACUGACAUGCCUCGUACAAUUUUUAGACUAUGUAUGCGCUUUUUUACUCAUAUAUUAAAUUUUCACCUUUUACUAAAUUUGUCUACAGAACAUACUAAAUACAUACAUAACAAGACGGAUGCAACAGAUCGACAAGGGAUGACUACUACUACUGGGCACCUGUUCCCUUCUCUGUAAUUUACGGGGUUCUUGUUUUAUAACAUGUUUACGGCAUUGUAUAUGUAUUUUUGUAGUUCUGCUUUGAUAGAUCAAUGUUAGUUUUCUUCACCUUCCUAAUUUUAGUUUAAUGGUAUAUAGCAAAAUCAACAGACGAAUGAAAAUGCAUACCAUAAUUGAUGAAAUAUCAUUGAAUGUCGAAUAAAAAUCUGUUGCUA